This is a messenger RNA of Cucurbita pepo subsp. pepo (vegetable marrow), 1093 nucleotides long. RefSeq names its product BTB/POZ domain protein, putative (DUF177). The record is from RefSeq and is a predicted model, not a curated record. Lineage: Eukaryota; Viridiplantae; Streptophyta; Magnoliopsida; Cucurbitales; Cucurbitaceae.
CCUUCCUUGAUUUUAGCCACCGGAUAAAUCUUUUUCCGCAGGGAGUCGCCAAAAUUUCCUUCCUCCACUUCCGCGACACAGUGUCCAAAUGUCCGCUGUAUUCCCCACAUCAGCCGUAGUUUCCAAUGGAUUUAUUAAGAUUGGCUGCUUGAAAUCCAAAGGAAUUGCUUAUUCCAAUUCCAAUUUCCGCUUUGUUGCUUGUAAAAUUCCAGGGACAUUUAUGAAAAAUAUACAUCCAAGCUUGGGUGAUUCAUGUAUUAAGCUGAAAUCUACUUCCCUAAAGUGUGUGAAACCUACUGAUGAGUCCUUUUUUGAAGACAAUACUAUAAUUACUGAUUGGGAGGAUCAAGAAGGGGAAAUUGAAGAGAUGAGCUCACCUUGGGAAGGAGCAAUAAUUUACAAGAGGAACUCUUCUGUUUCUCAUUUGGAGUAUUGCACAACAUUAGAGAGGCUUGGAUUGGAAAAGCUUUCGACUGAUGUCUCGAAAUCUCGAGCAUCCGAGAUGGGACUAUAUGUGACGAAGGCUGUGAAAGAUUAUCCAUUUGGAACUCCUGUUCAAAUCUCUGUUGAUGUUACGAGGAAAGAAAAAAAGCUGAGGCUUGAUGGUAUAGUUAAGACUGUCAUCACUCUCAAUUGUUAUAGGUGUUGCGAACCCGCUGCUGAAUGUGUUUUCUCAAACUUCUCAAUUUUACUAAGCCAAGACCCGAUUGACGAACCCGAGGUCAUAAACGUUGGAGUCAUCAACGGGCAGGAUAUGUUCAAGACAUAUGAUGGAUAUGGCGACGAAGAUGAUGAAGAGUCGAUUGAUUUGGAUGAUCAACUCUAUUUUCCUCUGGGAGAGAAAGAAAUAGACAUAUCAAAGAACAUAAGAGACCUCUUGCAUCUGGAAAUUACUUUGAAUGCGAUAUGCGAUGCGGGAUGCAAAGGUAUGUGUCUGAAAUGUGGUAUAAAUUUGAAUACUGGAAGCUGUAACUGUAGUAAGCAGGAUGUAAGGAAGAACGAUUUUGGUCCUCUUGGAAAUUUGAAAAGGCAAAUGCAGAAGAACUCGUAAUAGUUGAAUGCAGAUCAUGAAUGCUGAGCUCAUUUACAACCA